AAAUCCACUACAUAUACAUUACAGACGGGCUAGUAGUAUCUUCUCCCCAGCUCCACCCCUCCUCCAUUAUUGUUUUUUGAGUUCAGAGUCUUUACACAAACCCCCAAAGCUGGCAUUUCUGUCACCUGUCUCUCUUCUCCCAGUCCCCCACCCCACCAUCACUGUUCAUAUACGUACAACUGGAUUUACAUUUCUGUAUAUAAAUGUGUAUAUAUACAUAUUUAACAAUGAUUUGACUAUUUAUUGUGCAUUGAAAGGGCUCUAGACGCCGGAAAUGGAACUGGGUUCAGGUUCCUUUUCAUCUUCUUCCGCCGGCGGCGGCGGCGAUGAUUCCGCCUCUGCCGACUCGUCUCUCAACAUUGGCUUGAAGAUUGGGCAGGAAACUUACUUCAAAGAAGUGGGUUCUGGGGCGGGAACGGGCGGUCGGGUUAAGUCAGGAAAUGGGUCGUCGUCUGCGGCGGGAGGUUCGCUUCCGCCGUCAUCGUCACCAGCGAAGAAAGGGAGGAGCGGAGCGGCGCAGGGCGGGCAGCCGGCGAGAUGUCAGGUGGAAGGUUGCAACGUAGAUCUGAGCGAUGUUAAGGCUUACUACUCACGGCACAAAGUGUGCGCUAUGCACUCCAAGUCUCCGACCGUCGUCGUCGCCGGAAUUGAGCAGAGAUUCUGUCAGCAGUGCAGCAGGUUUCAUCAACUGCCUGAAUUUGAUCAAGGAAAAAGGAGCUGCCGCAGGCGCCUUGCUGGCCACAAUGAGCGGCGGAGGAAGCCUCCGCCCGGAACUCUCUUCUCGCCACGCUUUGGGAGCUUGUCUCCACCAUUAUUUGCUGCUACAGAUAACAACAGCAAAGCAAGUGGAGGUUUUCUCAUGGACUUCAGUUCAUACCAAAACCCCAGCGGAAGGGAGUCGUGGCCUGACCCAAGAGCCUUCGGACAAGCAUGGGAUGGACGAAGCACUCCCCCGGGAAGGUUUCACCAACAGGGAUGGCAGCACAGCAACUCAGAAGAAGCCCAACCUGAGCUGCUUCUUCAAGGCUCGGCGUACCACGGUUCGAACAAUGUUGUUCCUUCAGAAGAAUGCUUUGAUGGGGGGAUCCCGCCCAACAAUUGUGCUCUCUCUCUUCUGUCAAAUCAGCCCUGGGGCUCCAGAAACCAACCGUUGGGUCUUGAGGUUAAUAGUAGCAGCGGGUUCGUAGGCGCACCUGAUGGGACACCCGCGGUCCAUCCAUCUUCCGACUUUUCGAACCCGCCAUGGGGGUUCAAGGUUAGUCAAGGCUCUAGCAGCUCGAGUGAGAUGCUGCCUGAUCUUGGGUUAGGUAAGAUCUCCCAUCCUAAUGCUGAUGGUCACUACUCGGGUGAGAUUGGGAUGGCUCAGGAGAAUGAAAAUGCAAGAGAGUACCUGGGAUUGGAGCACUCGAGGGGUUAUGAUUCUUCCCUUCACAACAUGCACUGGAGCCUCUGACCUCUCUUUACUAAGGUUUUCUGUAGGCAUCUACUUCAAGUUUUGUGGUGUAAUCUAUGUGCUCCUCUUGGAGAUUAUUAACACAAGGUGACGAUGACUUGGUUAGCCCUUUUUUGUAAGCUCUUUCUUUGUAAUGGGAAAUUUGCUUGUGUCAUAGUUCUUAUCUUUCAAAUAAAAUGUGCAAUCUAUGGAUAGUUUGUUCUCUUUAUCCUCUGAGGCUUGUUUAGUUCCGGAAUUUUGGGAGGAACAAUUUUUAUUUUCCAAUUAUAUAUGGAUCGGAGUAGUUAUUUUCCAAGUAA
Messenger RNA from Cuscuta epithymum, 1752 nucleotides. NCBI's taxonomy places the organism in Eukaryota, Viridiplantae, Streptophyta, Magnoliopsida, Solanales, Convolvulaceae. The record is from the annotation of a GenBank genome assembly.